CAGCAGAAAGAAGAGGAAUGAACAAAAAAAUUAAAGCUGAAAAGACUUCAGACGAGUAUGAAAAUGUUAUCUCUAGUAAGCCCACCACAGGUACAUCAAAUGAAUCGCUGAAUGACGACCACGCGUAUGAGCCGAUAGAGUUCAAAGGUUACAAUGGCAGUGCAGAUUGUGAGGCAAUAGAGAAAAGAAAUCGCACGGGGGAUGGUUUAUCUGCAAAUCAAGGAAAACAAGAUGAGUUGAGUGGCAGACCUCCAUGUAUUAACAUAAUUAAAAAAAUUCUGACAAAGAAGACGGUUGUGAUUGGAGCUGUCGUUAUCAUUAUUGUUGGUAUUUUAUUAGCAGUUCUAAGGAUGAUGUGACAUAAAUGCUAUCUGGGGCCCUUUUUCCACGAAUUAUAUGUAAUAUAUAACGAUGUUGGUAGUUUUCAAACAUGAGUGAAUAAAUACGACGCCUUUUGAAUAAUUUCAAUAGUUCAGACACAUUUUAAUUAUAAGGGAUACUGCAUUAUCUUUGAUUUUUUUAGACCCUAUCACAGCUAAAUUUGGUCAGGUUUGUGAGAAUAUGUUCUUUUAUGGAAAGAGAAUGGGCGGGUCUUAGUACAAAAGAGGGAUAUGCGUGUCCGAGAAGACCUUAUAUGGCUAUUGUUUUUAUUUGGCACAUAGUCAUUAUCAUCGGAUUGUCCAAUCCGAUGACAGAACAACAAAACAUACUGGUUUACUACGUUUACAUUUUAUCACAGACACGUGGUUUAAGUCAAUGUACCUGUUAUCCUUUUCUACAUUUCAAACUUUUAUAAUGGUCAGCUAAAUGAGGAAAUUGUACCUACCUGAACGCGUAUAUUUUAAGGGCUUCAAAGAGUGGGGCGGGAUUAAAAUGCAAUGGGAAUUGGAUGUAAACAUGAUACCCCUACCACAUUAAAAGAUCUAUAUCUUUCAAAUCACGUUUCUAUUUUUGUUUAAAAUAGUAUUCUAUAAAGGUACACAUAUCAGUGAUUAGUUAUAGACAGAAAUUUUAGUAAAAUUUAGACAUUUAUUUUUUUUUCAAUUUACCGGGGGCCGCAA
Messenger RNA from Saccostrea cuccullata (small rock oyster), 1061 nucleotides. RefSeq lists its product as uncharacterized. The coding region runs from base 18 to 359 and encodes 113 amino acids. The record is from RefSeq and is a predicted model, not a curated record. The transcript has 5 exons. Lineage: Eukaryota; Metazoa; Mollusca; Bivalvia; Ostreida; Ostreidae.